GCAGGCGGCAGCCUUGAUCCCCUCCUUCCUCCCCAGUCCCCACCGCCGCCACGAACUCCUACUCCGACACGAACUCUGCUCAAGCCCGCUCCCAUGGUUCCCGUCAUCGGCAUGGACUCUUUGCCCGUUCUGCAAGCCGAAAAAGGACUCGAGUCCCUCGAUCGAAAUCCCAGAUCAGACCGGAUCGCGGCGGCGCCACGAUAGGUUGACGGCCUGCAGUCCUCCUCACGGGACAAGCUGCGUUCGUGGUGCGCUCUCGCUGCCCGCCGGCUUCGACGGCGUGGGCCGGGGCGCCGCCCUUCCGCAGAUCCGCAAUUGAGUCGUGCGUCCGGUCUGCCGCCUCCCCUCAGACGUCCACGGCUCUGUGCUCUUCCGCGACGUCCAGCGUUUCUCCUCUCUACGUUUCUUUGCACGCCUCAUCUCCAAGCACGAAGCCACGGCGAGAUGGCCUGGUCUUGGUACUAUGUUGAUAGCGAGGGUGCAAGGCUCAAGGGAAGCAGCCGGUUAUGUAGUUCUUUGUAUGCUUAUGGUAUCUUGGAUGAGGGUUACAAAUUCAACAUGUUAGUUGAGGAAGCUGCUGAGUUAGCAUGGCGGGCUUUUACCACGCAAUAUUCUCUGACAGAGCUAGUGGUGGCCGUGUUCCUGGUGGGCUUGACAGACCAGUUUUUAUCUGGAAGAAAGGCCUUUAGCGUGCGUUUGGAUCUGAAGAAACAAAGCAAGAUAUGGCUGUCAUUCCUCCUAACUUGACUAGUUACUAGUAUCUCCUUGAUCCUUUGAUAAGGUAGUCUUGGCGAGUGUUUGGGCAAUAGAGAACAUAACUUGGCAAUUUAUGUACAUGUUUACUGUACUCAUUUAUUCAGGAUUAGAAGCUUAGGCCGUGUUCGGAGGCUCUCCACUCCCGGAGCGGCCGGAGCCAUAGUUAAUCAUGGAGUGGGCAAAAGAGGUACUCCGCAUAUCCUUAUAUUCCGCGGAGCUGGGGGAGUGCCGAACAGGGCCUUAAAUUCUGAACUUUAUAGUUCAGGAGUAGCUACCUCCUAAUGUACCGGUGUAAUUUAAUAGUUUCAUCGAAUGUGAAUCAGAAGUAUAUGUUGUUAAUAUAGUUGGGUAUACAUAUCAUAUCAUCUUUCUUUUCUAAGGUGUUUGAGGAGUUCAAUGCAAUGGAACAGAUGAGCUGAACAUAUCCAAGGUUUCUAGCGGGAAUCCUCGUGGCCAUUCUGGUGAUAAUGGUUGUAUUCUAGGUAAAAAAACAAAUAGUAUAAUUCUUCUAGUCCACAUAUGUAGUAGUUUCGGUUAUUGUUAUAUGUUGUUUCCUUUGUACUGUAUAUAUGCAAGCUCUUAUCAUCGAGUUUCCUUGGCAAGUUAACUUCUACAAUCAUGUUAAGCUGGCACCUAUGGUUGGUACUGAUGGGAAUUGCUCGUUUAAGCGCUGAUGAUCCAAGAAUUGUAAAGAUAAGGCGGGGGAACCUUAUUUGUGUGGUGGAUGCAAUUAUGUUAUGAGGUCAAUUUGUAACUUAUUAUACUACAGUUAUGGACCAAGCCAUGAAUCAGUACCAAAUUUCAGGAUU
Messenger RNA from Triticum dicoccoides, 1565 nucleotides. RefSeq names its product proteasome subunit beta type-5-like. NCBI's taxonomy places the organism in Eukaryota, Viridiplantae, Streptophyta, Magnoliopsida, Poales, Poaceae. The coding region runs from base 445 to 747 and encodes 100 amino acids. The transcript has 4 exons. The record is from RefSeq and is a predicted model, not a curated record.